Messenger RNA from Pteropus alecto (black flying fox), 183 nucleotides. It is a transcript of the gene DEFB133, whose product is annotated as defensin beta 133. The transcript has 2 exons. Bases 1 to 183 code for a protein of 60 amino acids. Gene Ontology annotation, biological process: innate immune response. Lineage: Eukaryota; Metazoa; Chordata; Mammalia; Chiroptera; Pteropodidae. The record is from RefSeq and is a predicted model, not a curated record. Gene Ontology annotation, cellular component: extracellular region.
AUGAAGAUUCCUGUCCUUCUCUUUGUUUUAUUUUUCUUUUUGGCCCCGUUGCCACCAGUGAAAUGUGCCAUGAAAGACACCUAUAGUUGCUUUUUCAAGAAAGGCAACUGUAGAAAAGAAUGCCACAAUUUUGAAAAACCAGUUAGUCUCUGCACAAAACUACAGGCCAAGUGCUGUAUGUAG